Molecule: messenger RNA, 1077 nt
Organism: Sorghum bicolor (sorghum)
Lineage: Eukaryota; Viridiplantae; Streptophyta; Magnoliopsida; Poales; Poaceae
Product: WAT1-related protein At1g43650
Cellular component (GO): plasma membrane
Molecular function (GO): transmembrane transporter activity
Source: RefSeq, a predicted model, not a curated record
AUGGCUCGUAGGGUUCAUGGGACGGGAGGGGUGCGGAGUAGUAGCUACGUGCCGCACCUGGUGAUGAUCCUGGCGCAGCUGUGCUUCGCGCUCAUGUCCUUUAUCACCGAGGCCGCCAUGGAUAUGGAGCUCAACUCCUACGUCUACGUGACGUACAGGCAUCUUCUCGUUGCUCUUCUCAUCUGGCCUUUUGCCUACUACUUUGAGAAGGGGUUGAGGCCUAAAAUGACAUUCAUGCUGUUCCUGGAGAUAUUUGUACUGUCACUUCUGGGGGUGAGCUUAGGUCCUAACUUGUACUUCGCGAGCUUAGAGUACACAUCUCCAACAUUUGUCACUUCUAUGGUGAAUACCGUCCCUUCAAUAACUUUUGUCAUCGCUAUCAUCCUCAGAAUGGAGAUUGUAGACGCCAAGAGCCUACGAGGGAUGGUCAAAAUAGCUGGGACGGUGGUAUCGCUCGCCGGGGCGACCACCAUGACUCUGUACAAAGGAGAAGCGAUCACGAGCCACUGGAAGCCACCCAUACACAUGCCGGGCAGCAGCGUCGUGCGUCAGAGUUGGUGGCGAGGACCAAUCCUCGCAUUGGCCAGCUGCUUAUGUUGGUCCAUCUGGUUCAUUUUACAGGCGUCCUCAAUCAAGCGGUACCCAGCCCAUUGUUCGCUGACGGCAUGGAUGUGCACGGUUGGAGGGAUUCAGUCAGCCGUGUUCGCGGUGUUGAUGCAGCACAAGCGCCAAGAUUGGAUGAUAGGUUUUCUUGGACUCAAAUUCUGGUGCGUCGUCUACUCGGGAAUUGCCUGCAGCGGCUUCACAUUCUACGUUCAGCUGUGGUGCACCCAGAGGAAAGGUCCCGUCUUCGUUACCAUGUUUGAUCCCUUAGCGGCCAUCAUGGCGGCCAUGCUGGCCUAUUUCAUGUUCGGCGAAAACCUAUACAUAGGAAGCAUAAUCGGGGGUGCUGUUGUGAUUCUGGGCCUAUACAUGCUCUUGUGGGGAAAGGGCAAAGACCAAAUAGACAAAUCCAGCACGGAGCAUCAGUCGGAGCGGGAUGGCGACCAGUCGGAAGCAAGCUCUGCAGGACCGUGA